ACUAUUAGAUAAGGACCCCAGGAAAGAAGACAUGCAGUAGGCACACUAUUCACCAAGCUCUGAAGUUAGGCUGCUUGGAAGAGGAAAGCCACAUAACCUGCCUGACGCUGCCUUUGAUGUUCUCCACAAGGUAUUCAAUGAUGUGACCAGUAAAGAACUCCAGCAAAUAGGAAGAGAAGCCAUACCCUCACAAAAAGCGCUGCUUCCCAUGAUUCUGGUCAUGUGUCUCCGCACUUCGGGUCUUAUGUCUCAGUGAAAAACAUGUACAGAUUUAACACCAAAAGAGUAAGAGCUGCAGCUGGCCAAGCAUGGACUACAAACCUCCACAAGAUCAGAAGAUCUCUUAAAAAUGUUUACCAGAAAUGUAAGACCCACCACUCAUAUUCAACUAACUACCCAACAAGGGCUUCUUACGAUUGCGAUGAAGAUACUCUCAGUUUGAAAGAAGAAAUGAAUCUACCAGUAAUGCUCCAAGACAUUAAAAUGGGACAAAUGGAACUCCUCAACCAAAUGACUAACAUUGUCAGCACAAUAUCAAAUAUCCAGGUAAAGAUCAACCAUUAUCAGAAUCAGAUGGAAGCCCUAGAAACAAGAAUAGACAUCAGUGAAGACAGACAAACUGCAACCACCAAAGACAUUCUCUCCAUGAAAGAAGAUAUCAACACUCUAAAGAAGAAGGUGACAGAGAUGGAAAGCCAGAAUUCUUUCUCCAGCAUCCACUGUCUAGAGGUCUUAGAAGGACAAAAGGGUAAAGAAUUUGUACAGCUCCUCCAUAAACUCCUACAACCUGAAACCCCAAAGAGUACAGCCACCUCUCCAGACACUCUCAUCCCUUCAGCAGAGCCAGAGAGAGUGCCCAGCUACCCAGAGCCCACUGGUGAGCUUAAGAAAAAGACAAUGUCACCUCAGAAUAUAACUCAGAAGAAAAAUAAUAGCCUUCGAAAUGCAUCAGUGGGUUGCAAAAAGGUAAGGUCAAAUAUUUAUAUUUAUCCUGACUUCAGUACAUGGAUCAAGCUCAAUUUUGUUCACGGAGGAAAUUGGAGAUUUUUCCUCAGUGCUACCAAGUUAGAGGAAUUCAUCCAGUGGCUUCUGUCUAGGCCAACCAUCCUUCCUGAGGAACCACAAAUCAUACCCCAGAGAGACUAUGCCUUCACCGGAGCCAUUGAGAGGUUGGCCACAAUCUGUCUCUCUCUUUUCCACUAUGUUUAUUGCCUCUUUGGUUCUUCAAAAGAGGAAAUAACUCGACUUUAGAGAUAUUUCCUGCUUGGCUUAGUACAAAAUAAAUGUAACCCAUUUGCUUCAAGUA
This is a messenger RNA of Mastomys coucha (southern multimammate mouse), 1306 nucleotides long. RefSeq names its product coiled-coil domain containing 54 (gene Ccdc54). The record is from RefSeq and is a predicted model, not a curated record. NCBI's taxonomy places the organism in Eukaryota, Metazoa, Chordata, Mammalia, Rodentia, Muridae. The coding region runs from base 262 to 1251 and encodes 329 amino acids. The transcript has a single exon.